CACAAUGAUAUGCAGUACAUUCAAUUGUAAAAAGGAAAAAGGUCAUUAACUGAUUUUGUGUAAACAAAAGAGUAUAAUUUGUAAUUACAUGUAAAACAUAACAGAAUUUCAGUUGAAAAUAUCCGGUUAUUACAAAAUUUGUCUGCGUCACAUUCACACCUAAAAUGGAUCGGAUUUAAACCAAUUAAUCACUUUAGGAUUACCAUAACUAUCUUAGCUGUUCCAGGGAAGUAUAUAAACAUUUCUGUUUGUGCACAGUACUCUUUUUAGUGUAAAUGCUACAAUUCAAAAUGGAGCGUGUUCAAGAGAGAUCAGUACAAAUGGGUGCAAGUGACAGAGACUUAGAACCAGGAGCAGUAAAUGGAAAUGCUCGACAAGAAGAUGAACAUACCCAUUUGAAUACACAUAGUUAUGAUCAGGGUAGAGAGCUGAAUAGUUUAAAGACUUUGCUCAUUGAGCAGGAAGCUGUGUUUAGAACUGAACAAAUGAGUUUAGAAACAAGAAAGCAAACGGCUAAGGAAAGAGUAACUGACUUGUUUGAAAGUUUUCGUAAACUACUGGUAGAAAAAGAAACCGAGCUCCUUGACAAGAUUGACUCAGAAUACUCAAUAUCCGGAAGUUUAUAUAAUAUUGAAAGUGAUAGGCAAAGAGUAGAUGAUAUUGCAAGUGGAGUUGAGCGUGAAACCAAUAUUGAACAAGUAAGAGGCGAUAUUUAUAGAAAUAUAGAAAUGAGAAAUGAUAUUUUAAACCGGAUUCGUGUCCCAUAUUUAGCUCUAAACGAAGACUCGAUAAAUAUUGUCAAAAACCUCAGUUUUGGUGAGUUUUACGAGAAUAUUCCCGAAGAAAAUCACGAGACUGAAUCAGAUAAUGACAAUGUUGUGAAUGAAGCUGAUGAUAAACAAGAACCAGAUAAUAACUUAGUUGUAGGAAACAAUGCAAAUGUGGCCAGUAUGGAUGACAACAAUAAAAUUUGUGAACAAAAUGAACGUGGAAAUAAUUUAGCAGAGGGUAGUGCAGAUGAAAACGGGCAUUUUGAUGAAAAGGAGAGGGGUGCAUGUGGUACAACAGGUGAUGAAGUACGCCUUCCUACUGCCCCUCCUGCUGAACAAGAAGAAUCCCCUCCACCUUACUGGCAAGCUAUGGGGUUGGAACAACCAGAUUCUGGUGAAAGAAGCGUUGUAGUCCCUGGAUAUUAUGACAUUCCACAUUCACCAGUUAAUCAACUGCCUGAUACAUGUAACAAGUUGCAGUUGUGGCACUCAUUUCCAAUACGAAGGCAACACGAUCGACGGGAACCUUUAGCUGUUGGUUUGACAUGGAAUCACGAUCAAAUAUGUUUGGUAGACAGAGCGAAUAAUAAAAUUAAAUUUUUCUUACCUAAUGGCCAUUUAUUAGCAGAAAUGUUCUUUUGUGACACAGAAAUACGGGAUGUAGCUUUUCUCGAGGAAUGUCGAGAUGAAUCAAGAUAUGCAGUAACUAGCCCAAAAAGUAGAGAUCUGAUGAUUAUUAGUAUUGACGGAUGUCAUGUUACAAAAAUUGUCAAAAAGCUUACAUUUAAACAACAAUACUCGUGUGUUUCACGUGGACCAAAAGAACAGACGUUACUUGGUGUAGAAGUUGCUCAAAAUUAUGGUGCACCGGUUGUUAAUAUGUUCACAUUCACAGGACAAAUUUUAUUUUCCAUUGCCCAUACUCCUAGUUUUAAUAUUCUGCAAUAUAUAAAAAGUGUGAAGGUGUUUGGAAACAAAAUUAUAUUCCUAGAUUGGAAAUUGCACUCCGUAUCUGUAUUUGAUGAUAAUGGCCAGUCGCUGGGAGAGUAUCGUGGAACGCCAAACUUUCCGUUGAUAAAUCCACUAGAUAUGACGCUAGACAAUAAAGGAAACAUACUUAUUCUUAAUAAAAGAGAGUUCUCAAACAUACACGUCAUAGAUCAGCAUUGUAAUCUUGUGGAAAUCAUCAAACUUCCGGGAAACGUUUCGAGCGCAAAGUUGAUAUCAUUCGACACAGACACUCAGAAGCUCGCAAUGGAAAAAGAUAACGGUGCUAUUGCGAUAUUUACUUUCGAAAAUGGGUACGAUUUCCUACUACAGAGGAAUCUCCGCCAAAUUUUGGAAUGAAAGCGUACGUCGCCAAAGGACAGCGCGCGCCAGACGAACUUCCACUGGUAGAGCGGAUUUUGCCAAGCACCGUAGAAAUGUAUUACCAACAAGAAAUAGAAGCAGACUAGUACCAUACGGAAUUUUCUGAGUCGUAUUGAAUUGUACAUGAUGCAUUGUGUGAGACCUGUUUAAUUAUAACUUGACUUAUAUCUGACUUUUUACAGAUUUAAUUUUACAUAUACAAUGUACUUUUCAUAUCCAACGUAAAGCUUAUAAAAAAUGGCAAUUUGGCGUUCCCAAAAUAACACUGACAGUCCAGAACAGAUGUUUUUAGAGACACAAAUUUUGGUUUUGCAGCUGAGAGAGGUUUGAUUAACUGUACAUAAAGUCUUACUUUGAAAAGAUUUUUUUCCUGUUAUCUGGUUAUUGUAAAGAUUUUAUUGCUCUACAAUUUCUGCAGAUUUUUUUUUAUAAUUAUCCUUUCAAGUUCAAAUUCGAUUUGGCAUCUUCUAUCACUGUUUUACGUGGAUAUAAAAGUGGCUGUAAAUAAUAAGUGGUAAAACUAAUUUGUUUAAGUAUAUAUUACAAAAUAUGUCACUGGGUCAUUUUGGCUGAAUGAUAGAGCAUCGGAGUCCUAACCCGGAGGCCGUAUAUUCGAAUCCCACCAGUGGCAAGAUUCUUUUUCGACUUCUAAAUCAAAACUGGUUUUGUUACAGCCUACGACACAUAGGAAGAGCAAUCUUGUGUGUUUUCAAGAACUAUGACAAUGUCUAGGUCUCCAAUAAGGGUUCGAAGUUAAGGAAAAAAUAGUUCGAUAAGUGACUUAAUGCUUAUUCGUGUCGUGUAAAUUGAUUUUAACACGAUCUAGGGCAUCCAUGUAGAUAUAACAUUGGAAGACGUAGCCAUCUUUUCAUAUACAGCAAAUUAAAAAAAUGCCAAAACACUAAUAUUUUCAGCUAAUUUUUGUUUGUUUAUACUUAAUUAUAUUGUUCUCACGACUCAAAGACCUUCAUUAUUUGACUUUUUAAUACACCUCGAACAUGCAACUCAAAUAUAUUAGUGAUAAUUAUUUUGAUAGAUACUAUUGUUUUUAAGCUAUGUAUACAGAAGAUGUGUAACAAGAUACAACCGUCAUAAUGUUUUAUACAAGUAGAGGAACUUAAUAAACAUGUAUUAUUAUUUAUAUAAUAUAAAGUAUUUCAUCCUCUUUUUUUAAAAUUUAAACGCUGUUUGUUGUUGUUUAUUUUUAUUUGUCCCCUGUUUGAAAUACACAAGUUGCGAAAUUUCAUACCAAAACGUUGCGAAAUUUGAUAUCCGGUUUGUGUAAACUAAAAAUAAGCUAAUAUUUUACGGAUCACUCUAACAUAUAAUAGACAGUAUGUGCGGAUCGUGGUGGGUUGGGUGAGCGGAGGGGGGAAGGGGAGGGGGAGAUUUGCUUAAUAUAAUAUAAAAAAAAACAACAACAUCUCCGCCGCUCCGAAACUUGUCAAACAUGACAUGCACCAGAGACAAGAAUUUCCAUAUUAUACACAAAACAGCAACAUAUCUAAACGCGUAGACAACAUGUAUAUACUACCAUAUUUUUUCAUACAAGCAUUUUGGAAGUUUUCUUUAUUUACAAUUCAAACAAUUAAUUAUACAUGUAUAUGUAUAUUAUGUUACGUUAAUACACAAGUCAAGAUCCUAAUCCCCGUCCCCGCCGGAGAAUAGCGGAGACUUUGUCUUUUCAACUUUGCUAAAACAAUCCAUUACAAUAACAUUAUACUCGUUAACUUAAAUACGUUUUAAUGAUUUAUAUGAGAAGGGUAUACAUGUAUUGACAUUUAU
Molecule: messenger RNA, 3926 nt
Organism: Ruditapes philippinarum (Manila clam)
Lineage: Eukaryota; Metazoa; Mollusca; Bivalvia; Venerida; Veneridae
Exons: 1
Coding region: 276-2117 (613 amino acids)
Source: RefSeq, a predicted model, not a curated record